UCUACCCAAGACUGCUGGUCUACCGAGGAGCGAAGACAUUCCCGACAACCAAAAUUAGCGCGCUUUAACUGGGUAAUUCUUCUGGUCUAAGCCGCCGAAAGGCCCCCGCGGGGCGUGCGCCCACCAACGCGCUUGCGCGUUCCACUGCACCGCGUGGUCAAGCAGCGGCUCCCGCGCUUCCCGCUUAAUUUUGGUCCGAGAUCAUGGGUGACGACGAGCCAAUGACGGACCCGAACGCUAAGGCCGUGACCGUUGCGGGUCCUUCCGACGCUGGUGAUGGCGCCGUGGAUCUGAGCGUGCACCCUUCCGGCAUUGUGCCCCAGUUACAGAACAUUGUCGCCACUGUCAACCUAGACUGCAAGCUGGACCUGAAAACCAUCGCGUUCCAUGCCCGUAACGUGGAGUACAACCCGAAGCGUUUUGCGGCGGCGAUUAUGCGUAUUCGUGCGCCGAAGACCACCGCGCUCAUCUUCAGCUCGGGCAAGAUGGUGUGCACGGGAGCCAAGACAGAGGCGCUCGCGCGGGAGGCGGCGCGCAAGUACGCCAAGGUUAUCAGCAAGCUCGGGUUCCCGGCGCAGUUCAAGGACUUCAAGAUUCAGAACAUGGUUGGCUCGUGCGACGUCAAAUUUCCCAUCCGCCUCGAGGGUCUCGCGUGGUCCCACGGGCACUUCGCUCAGUACGAGCCCGAGCUGUUCCCGGGUCUGAUCUACCGCAUGCAGAUGCCGAAGAUCGUUCUGUUGAUUUUCGUCUCCGGAAAGAUCGUGCUGACUGGCGGCAAGAACCGCGACGACAUCUACAAGGCGUUCGAGAACAUCUACCCGGUGCUCACCGAGUUCAGGAAGCUUCCAAACCCGAACGAUGAGGACGUGCUGGCGCAGCUCGCCGCUCCCUCUGCGGCGGGCGCCGCGGCGCUGCCGGCACCGUGAGAGUCGAUGGGAAAACGGUCGGGCGUCGGGGUUCACAAACGAGAGUAGCCGCCUGAGAGGAAGGGCGGAUUGGAUUGGCAGGGAGGGUGCCAGAACCAACGCACACGGCGUGGGCACACGCGAAAACUUAGGAAAAUAGACAAAAAAAAAGAGAGCGAGACGGGACGUCUCCGAUAGGUUAACUCAUAUUUUAGCAUUCGUUUCGGAAGUGUGUCCGUUUAUACAGAAGAGGACUUCCUUGUCA
Messenger RNA from Micromonas commoda, 1170 nucleotides. RefSeq names its product transcription elongation-nucleosome displacement protein. Gene Ontology annotation, biological process: DNA-templated transcription initiation. The transcript has 4 exons. Bases 204 to 926 code for a protein of 240 amino acids. Gene Ontology annotation, molecular function: DNA binding; RNA polymerase II general transcription initiation factor activity. NCBI's taxonomy places the organism in Eukaryota, Viridiplantae, Chlorophyta, Mamiellophyceae, Mamiellales, Mamiellaceae. The record is from RefSeq and is a predicted model, not a curated record.